AUGACCACAUUCCACGGUGUGCAGUACGUGCUUGCUCCUGACACACAUCAAUUUCGGAGGUAAAUCUUUAAUGAAAUUAUAGGCAGACUAUUCGUUAAAUUGGGGUCUAUUUAAACUCUCUUCACCAUGACCCCAUUUUCCCGUAACUACAGAUUUAACUUACUAAUAGAUGAGUGGCCCGAUGACGGGAGAAAUAUUUAUAAUAAUUUUAAUUUGAAAUUGAUAAAAAUUCUUUGAACGAUUAUUCCACGAUGUACAGGACCUUACAAUAUAUUACCAGAAAUAAAACAAUUGCAAUACAAAUAAAGCAAUUCUUUUCGUCAUUUACGAAGUCUAAUCGCGAUCUAGUCUCAUUUCUACUCUAUUUACGAAUUGACCAGCGUGCUCCCACAGAAGUCACAAAUCUUAAUGAGAACUAGCAACUCCCCGAUAAGGCUAAGAGAAUGUUCUUUUUUUUUUCUUUUUUUUUUUCACUAGUGAAAUAAUUUAAUGUAGAAGUCUUGUGUUCAUAUUGUUUUGUUUAUGUGAUGAAAAUCUACAAAGCAAUCAGAAAAGAUUUCCAUUUGUUUGGAUCAAUUCAAGAAUCAUAUCUUAUCUCUUUUGAUGCCGGAUUCAGCAAAUGAAUAUUUUUUUUUCAAACCGUUCGCCUUACUUCUAGAAUAUUUAGGACGGAAAAAAAACAACAGAUUAGUUGAAAUUAAAUAUUUCCUUCCCUGCUAGUGAAAACGAUAUAUUUAUCCUGAGAUGAAGAAGUCUUUAAACUAAUUUUAGUUUCUUUACGUACGCCAAAGUUGACACAUUUCUAUCGUUUAAUUUUUUUUUUCCAAUUUUCCUCCCAUCUCCCACCCCGGGUCUCCUUACUUCAAACGCGGAAAAAGUAUUCUGAAGGCCAACGCUAAGAGUUGGGACGUAAUUUUUUUUUUUAUAUUCAAAAGUGUAAACGGCCUUCAUAGUAGUCCUUCACUCAAAGAGUAUGGUGGGCCUUUAAUACCGCCAAUUUAAAGAAAGAGAAAUAAUGCACACCACCAAAGACGACAACAUACACAGUUAUUUCAUGAUAAUUUUUUUUUCUUCAAAUCCCAGUAUGACACGACUUUCCGUAUUAAAAAAAAAAUGUCACUGUUAUUCCCCUUGUCAUUCCUAAGGUUUGUGUGGAUGUUGAUUAUCUCCCUUGGUUUCGUCAUCGUGACCCUCCAGUUACUCGUAGAAUACGAGUAUUUCAACAGUAAUCCUACCAGCAUCAACGUCCAUAAGAUCUAUACAAACUACAUCGAAUUCCCGGCAGUAACCAUCUGCAAUGACAAUAUUUUUAGGUGA
Molecule: messenger RNA, 1317 nt
Organism: Lymnaea stagnalis (great pond snail)
Lineage: Eukaryota; Metazoa; Mollusca; Gastropoda; Lymnaeidae
Source: the annotation of a GenBank genome assembly